UCAAAGCAGUGAUCCAAUCACUGCGGCCCAUGGUUCUCAGAGCUUCUCAGUUGCCACAUGGCUUGAUCACUACGACCACUGCCACUAGUUCUACUGCUACUGCUGCUGCUACUGCUACCACCGCCACCACCACCACCACCACCAGCAGCAGUACAGCUACCUACCACGGGGAGGCUCCUCCCCGAGUCAGAAUCAGAUGGGAAGUUGGGCCUAGCGCGCCGUGGCACAUGGCGGCCGUGCAGGCGCCACGCUUGCGCCCGAAGCCCGAGCUGAGCUUUCGCCCGCGAGCCCUGGGAGGUCAGAGCGGCCCUGGCUUCUUGCACGAUGCACGGCCGCUGCGCGUGUGCCUAGCAGCGCUGCCGCUACGGGGCACUUGGAAGGAGCGGGUGCGUGGCUGGCUACCCUGGCGGAGGGCACGCGAGCGGCAAGAGAAGUUGCUGCAGCUGAAGGAGGCCCGGCAGAGCGGCGACGAAGUGAAGCUCCGCGAGGCGCUCCAAGGCACCGACGGGGCCAAGGACGCGGUCGUGGCCCAAAGCUUCGGGCAGACCAAGGCGGUGCUGAGGGCCCUCCUCGUGGAGCAAGAGCUGAAGAGUCUGAGCAAGGUCAUCGACAGCGGGGAUGAGACGGAGCUCAGGGACGCCAUUCAGGCAGCCCGCGAGGUCUUGCCGGAGGGUGAGCUGCAAAGAGCGGAGGAGGCGCUGUGCAAGUUGGUGCAGGGCCGCGAGCUGAAGAACUUGCGGAGCGCCUCCACCGGGGAUGACGUCACGCAGCUCCGCAUCGCCAUCAAGGAGGCGCGCAAGGCGGAUGUGCCGCCGGAGAAAGUGGAGCAGGCGCAGGACGCCUUGAACGAGAUGAUCCUAGCGCAAGAGCUCAAAGCUUUGACGGAGGCCAUCAAAAGCGGAGACGAGCUGCAGCUGCGGGAGGCCAUCAGUGAUGCCUCCAAGGCUGAUGUGCCGGUGGAGGAGGUGGAGCGAGCGCAGCAGUUCCUCCAGAGGAUCACCUUGCGGCGCAAGAUCGACCUCUUGGAGAAGGCCAUCGAGAGCAAAGACGAGGAGCAGCUGCGGGAGGGCAUCUCUGCGGCCUGGAAGUCCAACUUGCCGGACGACGACGCGGAGGUGGCCCGGGCCACCGAUGUGCUGGGUGGCGCUCAAGCGGCCUUAAAGGAGAUCAUUCUGGGCAAGGAGCUCAAGCAGUUGCAGGAGGCGGUGGCAACUGGCGAGGAGGACCAGCUCAGGGCGGCAUUGAGCCAGGCACGAAGCGUCCUCAGUGAGGAGGAAUGCGCAGCGGCACAGGAGGCGCUGAACAGUUUGGUGCUGGAGCGGAAGCUCAAGGCGCUCCGCUCCGCCGCCGACAGCAGCGACGAGGAGCAAUUGAGAGCUGCAAUCAUCGAGGGGCGCAAGGAGAAUUUGCCGUCAGCGGAGCUGGACAGGGCCAAGGUCGCUUUGGACACCCUGAUCCUGGCGCAGAACGUGCAGAACUUGCAGGAGGCGGUCGAGAGCGAGGACGAAGAGCUCCUGAGAAAAGCCAUUCUGGAGGCGAAGCAACUGGAGCUGCCCGAGGAGGAGAUCCAAGAGGCUCAGGCGGCCUUAGGGGAGCUACUGGAGCGCAAGAGCCUUCGCCAGCUGGAGCUGGCGGUGGCCUCCGCGGACGUCACCGUGCUCAAGGAGGCCAUCGCCUUCGCCCGGCGCUUCGGCCUCGACGAGGCGGCCCUCACCGAGGCCAAGGACACGCUGCGUCAGACGACCUUGGACAAAGCUUCCAAGUACCUGCAAAACUCGGCGGAGUGCCAAGAGGAGGAGCAGCUGAGAGACGCCAUCUCCGAGGCGCGAAAGCUGGAUUUGCCCCAGGAGGAGCUGGAGGCGGCACAGCAGGUGCUCAACGAGCUGAUCCAGGAGCGGCAGACGGAGGAGCUGCGCCGCGCAGUGCUGCGCCAGGAGGAGUCGGAGCUGAAGGACGCCAUCCGCGAGGCCAGGCGACAGGAGGUGCCACAGGAAGAGAUCGACAAAGCCCAGGACACGCUGAGCCGGGUGGUGUCUGAGCGGAAGCUGGGUUGGCUGGACAACGCCAUCGAGGCUCGGGACGAGUCGGAGCUGCGAACUUUGCUGGCAGAGCUCCGGAAGAUGGAGAUGUCGGAGGGGCUCAGGGAGAGGAGGGAGGAGGCUUUGGGGGCAGGGCAAGCGGUGUUGGCGGAGCUGGCGCUUGAGAGGGAGCUGAUGAACGUGGCGCGCGCAGAGGCGAUCAGCGAGCAGGAGCUGAUGAACGUGGCGCGCGCAGAGGCGAUCAGCGAGCAGGACCUACGGGAGGCCAUCGACCAGGCGCGAGAGGCGAACGUCCCCUCCAGCAAGCUGGAGCCGGCCACCGAGACGCUGCAGCAGCUCACCGUGCAGCGCCUACGCGCCGACGUGGCGCAGGUGGAACUCAGCGACGAUGAAGCGGAGAUCCGGGAGCUGCUGCAGGAAGCGAAGGUCUUGCUGGCGCCAGAGGAAUUGGAAGGCGCGCGCGAGCGGCUGGCCACUCUUCAACUGCUCCGAGAGCUCUCAGAGGCCUCCACCCGAACUGCGCUGCGGGCGCUGCUGCUGAAGGCGGAGCAGAAGGGCCUGGAGCACCUGACAGUGGAGGUGGCCAGGCGGAAGCUGGCGGCCAUCGAGGAGCUCCGCGAGGCGGAGCAGUCGAGGGAUCUGCCCCUCAUCGAGACGCUGCUGGCACAGGCCAAGCGGCUCAGGGUGGACCCGGACGUCAUCAGCGCAGCCGAGGGGGUGCUGGAGAGGGAGCUGGGGAUCCAACGCUUCGGGCUGAAGCACGGCGUGGUGAUCUUCAAGCGAGACGGCCAGCACCUGCCCAUCCCCUUCCAGGAGCGUUUCCGCAGCGAAGACAUCUUCGAGCUGAUGAUCGGCGUGUACCGCAGCCGGACCCUGCAGCAGGUGGCAGUGCCGGUGGGGAUUUGCACCGCUUGGGCAGCGAUCUGCGCGGUGGUCGCCACGCGCUAUCAGCUGGCGGAGGGCGCUUGGAGGCUGAACCAAUUUCUGGUGACGCCGCUGGGUCUUUUGUUGACCUUCCGCACUCAGCAGUCCAUCACUCGCUUCAACAUUGCGGUGGACCUCUGGAGCAAACUCUCCUCGGUCUGCAGAAGCCUCUCCAGGGCCAUGUUCUACCAAGCGCCCGAGAAAAUCCCCUGCGACGCCCAGCUGAGCCUGGCCAACGAUCUCCAGCUCUUUCCCGAGGUUUUGCGGGAGCACCUGGAGAAUCGCCGCACCAAGCUCUUAGAGAUCUGCCGGGACGACGUCUCGAAGCCCAUGGCCCUGCUGGAUAAGAUCCAGGCGCAGAUCAUGGCCCUGAAGCAAUUGGAGUCGUCAGAGAGGACACUGCUCCUGAAAUAUGUGGAGCAGCUGUCGGAUCUGGUGAGCCCUUGUGAGAGCAUCGUGCAGACGCCGGUGCCUCAAAGUUACGUGCGGCACACGGGGCGGUUCCUGGCGGUUUGGCUGCUGAGUCUGCCUCUGUCACUGGCCUCACAGAGCGGCUGGCUCACGGUGGCCAUUGAGCUCGUGGCCUCGUGGUGCUUGUUCGCCAUCCAGGAGAUUGGCGUCCGCUUGGAGGAUCCCUUUAAUGGUCAAGUUACGAUGCACAUCUUCAUCCAGACGGUUAGGAAGGAAGUGCGCCAGAAAUACAUCCUGCUAGUGGAGGAGUUGGUGAAAAGCUUGGACUCGGAGAGGAUGGACCUGCUCUGUGAGAGCUGGUCACACCGCUUCGACGACUUGUUCUUCCAAGUCCUGGAGGACGAGCAACGCCUUGCAACAGACAAGACGCGGCGGGCAGCACUUGCUGCUGUGGCAGAGUCAGUGAAGCAGUACCUCUGAGCUUCUUUAGCAGUUUCCAGUAUGCUUAGCCAGGUGUUUUUACACUGAGGAACAAAAAUCCUGCACCAGAGCCACCUGCAACUGGUGCAUAAUUAAUUUGUCCAUCCGCAGUCCCUUCUUGGGGUGGUUUCGACAUGAC
This is a messenger RNA of Effrenium voratum, 3993 nucleotides long. Lineage: Eukaryota; Dinophyceae; Suessiales; Symbiodiniaceae. The record is from the annotation of a GenBank genome assembly.